AUGAUGAGAGCGCGCUGCUGGGACCACCGGAAAAAGCCACGGGUGACCCAGGACUCAGGACCCAGGAGCAUGCGGCUUGCAGGACAAGAGACAGCGGGUCAGCUACAGGUGACGCCAAUGCUCACACCCAAUGGCAGCGGGCUGAGCCAGGAGUUUGAAGGCCAUUGGCCGGAGAUCCCAGAGAGGUCCCCGUGUGUGGCCGGGGUCAUCCCUGUCAUCUACUACAGCGUCCUGCUGGGCCUGGGGCUGCCUGUCAACCUCCUGACCACAGUGGCCCUGGCCCGCCUCGCCGCCAGGACCAGGAAGCCCUCCUACUACUACCUUCUGGCGCUCACGGCCUCGGAUGUCAUCACCCAGGUAGUCAUCGUGUUCGUGGGCUUCCUCCUACAGGGAGCAGUGCUGGCCCGAAAGGUGCCCCAGGCUGUGGUGCGCGCGGCUAACAUCCUGGAGUUUGCUGCCAACCACGCCUCAGUCUGGAUCGCCGUCCUGCUCACGGUUGACCGGUACAGCGCCCUGUGCCACCCCCUGCACCAUCGGGCCACCUCAUCCCCAGGCCGGACCCGGCGGGCCAUCGCUGCUGUCCUUGGUGCUGCCCUGCUGACUGGCAUCCCCUUCUACUGGUGGAUGGACGUGUGGAGGGACGAGGACCCCCCCAGCACACUGGACAAGGUCCUUAAGUGGGCUCACUGCCUCAUCGUCUAUUUCAUCCCUUGCGGCGUUUUCCUGGUCGCCAACUCGGCCAUUGUCUGCCAGCUACAGAGAAGGGGCCAGAGCGGGCCUCGGCCCCGGGUGGGCAAGAGCACCGCCAUCCUCCUGGGUGUCACCACGCUCUUCGCCCUCCUUUGGGCACCCCGCAUCUUUGUCAUGCUCUACCACCUGUACGUGGCCCCCGUCUACCGGGACUGGAGGGUCCACCUGGCCUUGGAUGUGGCCAACAUGGCGGCCAUGCUCAACACAGCCGUCAACUUUGGGCUCUACUCCUUUGUUAGCAAGACCUUCCGGGCCACUGUCCAGGAGGUCAUCCAUGACGCCCACCUGCCCUGCACCCUGGGGUCACAGCCAGCGGGCGUGGUGGCGGAACCUGUGCUGAAGCCUGCAGGACUCCCCAAAGGGGCAGGACUGUAGAGGAGGAGCCCAUGCAGGGAGCUUGGGGUGUCUCACAGCCAGAUUACUGGGGUCUUUGUGGUUGCUUCCACAAAACUUUAUCAGUACCCUACUUUGCAAUCUGGGGAUGGAAGGAGAGGCUCCUUCCUUCAGGGGUGGCUUCCCAGGAAGCUAAAUUAGUGUUGGUUGAAUGAAUGAGUGACUGAAUAGAUGGAUAGAUGGAUGGAUGGAUGGAUGAAUAUGAGUUGUUUCCAGAUCACCCCUUCCUGGAGCCCACCUCUCAUUCCCUGAGUUGAUUACUUCUCCGGCUUCUAGUGGCAAUGCCAGGGAGAAAGGGAGAUGUCCGCCGGAUUCCAGGCCUUUCCUGGGCUGCAGGAACCAAAUGCAGGGGGCUGAACAAGGGGAGACGGGCUGCCUGAGAAAGGGAGUGGUCUUUUUUUUUUUUUUUUUUGAAAGGGAGUGGUCUGAAGCAGAUUCAAUGCCCCAGCCCUGGGGCGACAUAACCUCUGGGGUCUCUAGCAUCCUGGACUGAUUAAAUCCCUGCCCUGGAGCCAGAACAGGUUCAGGGCCCCAGAACAGCCCUGGGGAGGCACUUUCCAUAGUUGCUGAGGACCAGGACUAAGAAAGAAAAUGUCCUCUUAGCUCAGGGGCCAGGAGAGCAGAAGGGGGCUCCCGGCCACACCCCUAAGCUCACUCCUCUUGGAGAAGAAGCCUCUUUCUCCACCAAGGGGAGGAAGGGGGAUGGCUCUGCCGAUCUGAGACUCUGAGGGGCUCUGCUCGGCCCCUCCCAGCCUCCCUCCUUUCAGCCAUGCCAACCGGGAGAGGCAGCUGGGAGAGAUUAGCAGACAAACCUCCCACCUGCUCCAGGCACUGGGUAAACACAUUAGCAGUCUGCUCUCUGCUUUUAGACCAGACUGAGCUGACCUUUCCCCUGAACGUGAGGUCCAGGCGGGCCCCCACAGGCACGCAACCCCUUAAUGGGAUCACAGAAGGGAAAGAGCCAGUUCUGUGCUGGGCAAACGGUCGGUGCAAAAUAAAUGCACUUGGCUUUCCCCCUUUCCUCUCUACUUCUCCCCACAGCAGAAAUGUCCAGGAAGGGACUUUCAGCCACACCCAGAAGGAGGAAAAGGCAGGUCCCCAAUCCUUUAUCCACAAUUCUAAACUCCAAAAACUCUGAAAACCAAGACCGUUUUCCUGAGUUUGCCACAAACACACCAGAAUAGAUACAAGACCACAUAUGUCUUGGUGCUGUCCUACUGCAUAGGUUCCGCUGCAGACUCUCAGCGGGCGUGAUUUUGCGACCACGCCCUACACCCUGCCGGAAUAGAGAUCUGUUACUUUAUCUAAACCACACAUUACCUUCCUCUAUUCUGAAAAAUUCUGAAUCCUGAGACACCUCUGGUCCCAAGAGUUCAGAGAGAGGAUUGAGGACCUGUACGUCCCAUCACUUUUGCCACAGCAAGGUCUCAGCUGGCCCUGAGUGGGUCUGGGGCAUGGCAGAUUCCCCCAUGGUUACCGAAGCAAACUUGGGUCCGCUUGCCUGCUCACAGUCAAGCCAAUCUACUGACACCUGGUUGUGGUGAAGGAAAGGGCAGCAUUGAUCGCAGGGCGCCAAACAAGGAGUCCAGGCAGCUAAUGCUCAGAAGCAACUCCCUGAUGGCUUUUAGGGAACGGUUUUUAGACAGGGGGAGGGGGAGGGUUGCAGGGUGAGUGAUCAGCUCGUGGACACUCUUCUGAUUGGUGGGUAGUGAGAGAAUCAACAUCAUCGACCUUCUGUUUCCAAUUGGUCUGGAGUCUACAUGCUUGUGGGCAGCAUACAGUUAAUUUCUUCCACCUGGUAGGGGUUUCAGUCUCUGCAAAACAGCUCAGAGGACUUGGCACAGAGUAUUAUCUAUAGCCCUUGAGGAGGAACUAAAGGUCCUUGACUUUGCUUAAUGAUGAAACUAUUAUUAUUUUGUCUUGUUUGACUGUUUUCUUUUUUUCCAAUAAAUGUAUUUCCUUGUAAUUUAACAUACCAGAUAAGGAGUUCGGGCCUUUUAAGCCCUAGCUGCCUGGACUCCUUGCUUGGUGCCCUGCAAUAAACGUUGCACUUUCCUUCACCACAACCAGUGUCAGUAGAUUGGCUUUACUGUGAGCAGGCAAGUGGAAUCAAGUUUGGUUUGGUAGCACUAUGUGCACGCAGACGUGUCCGUGGGUAGAGCUGAGGCACCAGAGCUUCAUUCCUUGCUUAAGGGGGAGGGGGUGCAAGUCCAGGAACCCCAAGAAGGGGCACAAGAAGGUGAGAGGAGGCCUUCCCCAGCCCAGCCCCAGGGGCCAAGUCCACCCUACAGAAGAUAGGUGCUUUUGAUGCAGAAUCAAAUGGAAUGUCUUGAGGGAGAGACCCCCCCUCCCCCUCUAUACGAAACCUGUGGGGCCCUGCAGGAGAGCUGCCCAGUACCAGAGGGUACCCUUGGCAUGGAAGGCAACUGUGGUGGGGCAAGACUGGAAGCCUGGGACUUUCCUGGUGGUCCAGUGGUUGGGACUUCGUGCUGCCACUGCGGGGGGCAUGGGUUCAAUUCCUGGUCAGGGAACUAGGAUCCCGUGUGCUAUGUAGCACAGCCAAGAAAAAAAAAAAUGAAGAUGGGAAGCCUCUUUCAACUGGCUGGUGGGCUGUCUUCAAGGAGACAGAAAGAUUCACUCACCUGUCCCCAAACACCAGGGAAACCAGGUAGUUCCAGAAACAGGUGAGGAGGCUCUAUUGAGGCAGGUAGCAUUUUGCACUGGUGGGGGAUUCAAGCCAUGGGAAUGUGGGUGUCCCUAUUGAUGUGACCUCACUUGUACCCACAGGCUAGAGCGACAUCAAUGUUUUCAAAUAACCCAGGAUCCUGAGUAUUGCGACCAUUUUACAGACAGAGGAAACAGAGGCACAGAGAGGUUCAGUGAUAUGCACGUGGCCCUAAGCUGGUCAAGAACACCACUGAGACUCAAAUUCACGUCUACUGGUCCCUGUUUCCUUCUCAGUCCACCCGUCACCUUGCAGGUGGUCUCAGGUGCAGAAGAUUAGAGGAAGGGCAGCUUCAGGGCUGCUUGCAUCACUUGUAACUUUUUGGUUCUGGACUUAACAGAUUCAGGAACCAAUAUCAUAUUUCUCUAAUAAGAUGCAUUAGGUAGCAGUUCCUUUUUAAUAUUUUCGUAACUUUUUUUUUUUCUUUUGUGGUACGCGGGCCUCUCACUGUUGUGGCCUCUCCCGCUGCGGAGCACAGGCUCUGGACACGCAGGCUCAGCGGCCAUGGCUCACGGGCCCAGCCGCUCCGCGGCACGUGGGAUCUUCCCGGACCGGGGCACGAACCCGUGUCCCCUGCAUCGGCAGGCGGACUCUCAACCACUGCGCCACCAGGGAAGCCCUAUUUUCAUAACUUUUAAUAAAAGGAUGAGAUCAUCACUGUGAUAAGCAUGUCACUGUAAUGGGAAUGAAGAGUAUUCUUAAAACUGCUCUUGAUGACUAAUAAGAACCUGCAGUAUAAACAAACAAACAAACAAAACAACUAAUACUAAACUUUCUUUGGCUUAUUUGUAUAGAAAUAUGUUAAUAUAAAUGUUUCAGACAUGACAUGAAAUUUCUAAAAAUCUUUAAAAAAGAAACAAAACUGCUCACGUUUCCUUUAUGCAUUUCUAUUGUCAAACUCUCAAUGGCUUCUGGAGAACAAGACAGCAGGGGUGUGGGUACCCUUCUCGCCUCCAUCCCAUCUGCUGAAAUAGCUUGGCUAACGGAAAUCCUUUUUGGAAUUCUAAGUUUUUUCCUUACAGGUCGCCCCCCCAACCCCCACCCCACACACAAUUUGUCAGUUGAUCUUAUGUUCUAUUUUUUAACCCUUUGUUAAUAUUUAAAGACAAUGAUUUUUCUAGUGUCUUUCACAUCUUUCCAAGUCUAUAUAUGAUUUUUGCUGUCUUCUGGUCUCUACAUCCAUGUGUAUUUGUCUUCUAGGGCUGCCUUAACAAAAAAAAAAAAGCCAUAGACUGAGUGGCUUAAACAACAGAAAUUCAUUUUCUUAAGAUUCUGGACGCUGGAAGUCCAAGAGCAAGGUGUUGGCAGGUUUGGUGUCUUCUGAAACCUUUUCCCUUGGCUGGCAGGUAGCUGUCUCCUAUCUAUGUCUUAAAAAGCUCUUUCCUCUUUGCGGGCACAUGCCUGGUGUCUCUCCUUUUAAGGACACCAGUCAUACUGGAUGAGUGGUCACCCUAAUAGCCUCGUUUUAACUUAAUCAUCUCUUGAAAUUCACAUUCUGUGGUACAGGGGGUUUAGGGCUUCAAUCUGUGAAUUUAGGGAGACACAAUCCGGCCCAUACAUUAAGGUUAUUUUUCUUCUCUUUUCUUUUCUUUCUUUCUUUUUUUUUUUUUUUUUUUUUUUUUUUGGUCCGUGUCACACAGCGUGCAGGAUCUCAGUUCCCGGACCAGGGGUUGAACCUGGGCCUCCACAAUGAAGGCGCUGAAUCCUAACCGCUAGGCCACCAGGAAAGUCCCCCCUGUGGUUAAUUUAAAGAAAAAUGUUAGUUUGGUGCAUAUCCAGCUCUUGAUGAAAGGAAUUUUUCUCUUAGCUUUAUAGGCAAUGUCCCUCCACUUUUCCUUCUGGUUGGCGUAGCAGGAUUCAGCCUCAGUCUUGUAUCUUUCAACACGACCUCUCCUUUCUCCCUGGAUUCUUGGAAGAUCUUGAUUAAACCGUAAUGAAGAUGUAUCUGGGGACAAGUGUCUUCCUUCAAGAAGUUUGCCCGAAGUCUGCUACAGAGCUUUUCAAUUCCACACUGAGAGUAUCUUUUCGUUCAGAAGAAUUUUCUUCACUUUCUUAAUCGUGACUGGGUUGC
Molecule: messenger RNA, 5939 nt
Organism: Orcinus orca (killer whale)
Lineage: Eukaryota; Metazoa; Chordata; Mammalia; Artiodactyla; Delphinidae
Gene: GPR142
Product: G protein-coupled receptor 142
Biological process (GO): G protein-coupled receptor signaling pathway
Cellular component (GO): membrane
Molecular function (GO): G protein-coupled receptor activity
Source: RefSeq, a predicted model, not a curated record